GCUGCUGCUGCUCGCACUAGUGCGCCCGUCAGCAGGCGGCAGCGGCUGCUGGCUCCGAGCGCCCCGGGGCGCGCUGCUUGUGGGGACCGGCUGGGGAGGGCUGUUGCCUCUGCUUGGGGUGCCCAGGACCGGCUGCGGGAACCUGCGGAAGGCAGUCACUGGAGUCGAACCAGGUGAUCUCCGGGGAUAACGAACAAGGACUCCAGCCGAAGCCCUCUCCAGUGCUGCGACGCGGAGCGGGGAGGGGGCCAGGGAAACGGGCGCGCGGCAGCCCCCGGAAUGACUUCGAGGAGUUCCCCUUUGGCGCCCCUGCUGCUCCUAUCUCUACAAGGGAUUGCCUCAUCUCUAGAUGUUUCAGAGAGCCCUGGGAGUAUACAAGUAGCUCGGGGACAGACAGCAGUGCUGCCUUGUACAUUUACCACCAGUGCUGCCCUAAUUAACCUUAAUGUAAUUUGGAUGGUCAUCCCACUCUCCAAUGCUAACCAACCUGAGCAGGUCAUUCUGUAUCAGGGUGGACAGAUGUUUGAUGGUGCCCCACGGUUCCAUGGUAGGGUAGGAUUUACAGGCACCAUGCCAGCCACUAAUGUCUCAAUCUUCAUCAAUAAUACCCAGCUGAUGGACACAGGCACAUACCAGUGCUUAGUCAAUAAUCUUCCGGACAGGGGUGGCAGAAACAUUGGGGUCACUGGGCUUACUGUUUUAGUUCCCCCUUCUGUUCCACUCUGUCGAAUUCAAGGAUCCCAGGAUAUAGGUAGUGACGUCAUACUGAUCUGUAGUUCAGAAGAAGGCAUCCCCCGGCCAACCUAUCUCUGGGAAAAGCUGGAUAAUAUCCCCAGGCUACCUCCAUCUGCUACACAAGACCAAAUCCAGGGAACAGUCACUCUUCGUAAUAUCAGCUCUGUCUCCUCUGGCUUGUACCAGUGUGUGGCUUCUAAUGCCAUUGGGACCAGUACUUGUCUCUUGGAUCUUCAGGUCAUUUCACCCCAGCCCAGGAGUAUUGGUGUCAUUGCAGGAGUCGUGAGUAGUGCUGCGGUUGUCGUUAUCCUGUGUCUUAUCUUGAUGCUUGUGGCGUUCUUUUACUGGAGAAACAGAAAUAAAGAGGAAGAGGAGGAAGAGAUCCCUAAUGAGAUAAGGGAAGAUGACCUUCCCCCGAAAUGCACUUCAUCUGCCAAAGCUUUCCCCGCAGAGAUCUCAUCUUCAGAGAACAACACGCUCACCUCGUCUAACACUUACAAUAGUCGCUACUGGACCAACAACCCCAAAGUUCAUCGCGCCACGGAGGUGUAUGGCCACCUAGGGGACCUGCACCAGUCCUUCUCUCUCCACUCAGGCAGUGCCCAUAUGCCAGCUGUCUAUGCCAAUGGGAGCCACCUGGUCCCACCUUCCGUGAAAACUCUGGUUGUGACGGCCAACAAAACCCCCUCGCCACAGGCCGUGUCCAGGAGCAAUGGGUCCAUCGGCCGGAAGCCCCGGCCCCAGCACACUCACUCCUACACGGUGAGCCAGACCACCUUGGAGCGGAUCGGCGCAGUCCCCGUCAUGGUGCCAGCCCAGAGUCGAGCAGGCUCACUAGUGUAGAGCUGAGAGAGUUCAGGAAAAGAACAUUUCAUUAUAGAAGGGGUAGAAUGCUGGAAAGGAGAUUGUUUUCUUCAUCCUCACAUCAUUUAAAAAAUACAGUGGGAAGAGCUGAAUAGGAUUCCACCUUGAGAUUAGCAAGAAUAACAACAACAAAAAAAAAAAAAAAGGAGGGGGGGGAGAUCUUCCAGCAUGAUGAUUCCAUUCUCCCCUUGGAUUCAUGGGGUUCUUAUCACCACAUUGAAUAUCAUAGAUGUGCCAAGCCCAGGAAAGAAGAGGGCGGGUAAAAUCCAAAUUCCAGUCCAGAUGGGCUUUUUAUCUAAUCUAUACCUAAUUUACCUUUUUUUUUUUCCCCUUCUUUUUUUUUGAAAAAAAGACUAAAGUGCCAGGUGGUGUUUGAAUAAUGAAAACCACUUUGGAAGGAAAGGUUCCUUUAGAAAAGUGAUGUUCUAACUAUCUCCUUGGGGAAGGGGGUGAGGCAGAAAUGGUUCAUAUUGACCCUCCCCCCCACCCCCAGAGUGUCAGCAACAAAAGCAUGCACAGAGAACAAUACUUAGUGAGAAGCAGGGAGAAACGGAGGUAGCUCCAUCAAGGUUUCCCUUUCUAUUUAUUUAUUUAUCUUUUCUCUUGAACCAUCUCAUAUUUAGACCAUUUCUCUAGUAGUUAUAGAUGAAUGACCACUUUUUCUUUCUAGCAUUGGUUUUAUGCCUGUGGCCAUCACAGCUGUUUGUUUAUUCAUUAUUCCCUGGGGAAGAAAAUAUUUUGAAAAGAGGACUAUUUUUGGAUAGGAGGGUGUGAGGCUGAGCAAGAAAAAGUAGAGGUUUGAGAAUCAGUGUUUAUGCUUAGUAAGUUAGGUAACAUUUUCAUCACCCAAGAGCUGUUUUGUUUUAUUUUGUGGUUCAUGCAGUUCAGGGAAGGCCACCUUCCAGGACUGUAGCAUUUAGGGCACUUUCUCUAUAUAGGGCUGUCUGUGGGUCUCCCUUGUUAUCACACUGGGAGAACAGCACAUAAUACCUCUUGCAUUGAGGCAGAUUACAUAAUUUUCACUUGACAGAUAGAUAUUAUUAGAUGAAAAGGGAGGGGGGAGUUAAUUUGUUUUUUAAGGAAAAAAUUUAUUUUUUGGCAAAGAGAAAAGGCAGAGACAAAUGGGAAGAUGGGAUAAUUGCGCUGUUUUCCCAGUUUAUGAUAUGCUCCUGCUCACAGUAAGAAAGGCCUGCCCAAUCUCUGUGACAGCUCAGGGUUGCCAUUUUGCACAGGGGUUUUACCCAAAGGCAUCUCACGCGACUGUAAAAGUAUUCCUUUUCUCCAGAAUGAACCAGCUUGGGUCUCUACACAGCCCAGAUUCACUGGGAAAUUUGCCAACUCUCCACAUCAUUUUGUGCUGUGUAGACUUGCCCACAAGUAAUGUCUUUGCUAACUGUAGAGCCUUAAUCAAACUAGAUUGCUAAAAGCACAAGCAGCUGCUUCUGGGAUGUGAUUACUUAAUAUGUAGCUUAUCCAGAAUACUGGACCCAUAAUUCAUUUUAAAGCAAGUUCUUCCAGGUUGUCUCUUACCCUCCUGUUCCAUUACCCUUUUUCAUCCUCCCUAUCACACACAUCCUUUUUGAUCAGCAUAAUCAUCUUUGGAUAUGGUCUCCUGGGCCAUUUUUUGAUGUGAUAUUGUGCCUUCUUUGCACAAAAAGGAGAAAAAAAAUCCCUUCUGCCACCAGAAAAGUUUUUAAGAAGGCCAGACUCUAAACCUCAUCCUCUCAGAUAUUUCAGUAUCAGUAUGGAUUUGGAUUUACUUUUGUGUACUACUUAUAUUAUUCCAUUUGACUGCUCUUGGCUUUGUAAAAAUCUAAAUAAAUGAAAUGAAUGUCUAUACUUUUAUAAAGUAAAUGGGAAAUUCUGACAUUGUAAAGGAGGCACUGUCAGCUAUUGUUCAGGAAGCUGUAUCGGUCAUUCUGUAGAGAGAGUCUUCUCUUGUAUUUCUUUAUUCUUUCUAAUUGUCUAAAAUUCAAUAAAAGUUUAUUCAUAUACAA
Messenger RNA from Antechinus flavipes (yellow-footed antechinus), 3596 nucleotides. RefSeq names its product immunoglobulin superfamily member 11 (gene IGSF11). Lineage: Eukaryota; Metazoa; Chordata; Mammalia; Dasyuromorphia; Dasyuridae. The record is from RefSeq and is a predicted model, not a curated record. The transcript has 7 exons. Bases 280 to 1578 code for a protein of 432 amino acids. Gene Ontology annotation, biological process: homophilic cell-cell adhesion. Gene Ontology annotation, molecular function: ionotropic glutamate receptor binding. Gene Ontology annotation, cellular component: cell-cell junction.